UAUUUGCAGCAGUGCACAAUGCACAUUCCGUGCGUACGUACCUAGCCGGCAAUAACAGAGCAUCAACAAGCAGAGCAGAAACAGAGCACGCUCCCUUUCUUACUAAAAACCCUAAAAUAUCUUCAUUUUUUGCUAACAUAUUCGAAACCAUCAUAGCUUAAGCUCCGAAAAGAUUACAAUAUCCACACGUUCUUUGCUACCCUUUUCAUUCUCUGUGCUCAUCUUCAGUUGUAAUGGAAGAGCAAAGUAAUGAAGAGAACCCUGUGCAACUAACAUCCUGUGACAAUGGGGGCACAGCCAAUGAUGUCUCUCACUCAGCUGAGGGUCAUCUCAUUCCCAACCCAAAAUUUUUCAUUGCAGCAUCAUCUGGAAGAAAUGAGAGCCACUGGACUUGCUUUCCAAAACCAUCCCAUAACUAUGUUAAGUAUCUUUCAGAAUCCUCAACUUAUCUGCCAAACACUUCCACUGAUUACAUGAUGGGAGGUAGUUAUCUACCUGUUGGCAGCAUCACUGAUGGCAACGUGGUUAAUGGAUCAGACAGAAACUUCUUUUACAAUGAUCCAGGGAAAGUUUGCGCCUUUAAGCCUAUUGGUUCUUCAAGUAAUGACCUUGAGAUUAAGAAGCAGGUGGGGUUUUGGAGGGCUGAUGAAGGAGAGGAAGUGAUUAAAGUUGAAACUGAAAGUAGUCAAAAUUUUCUUUAUGCUGAGAGUCAUCCUUUAUGGACAGCAGAUUCUCUUGGAGAUAAGCAUAAUGCUUUACAUGAUUCAAUGGUAAUGGUUGGUGCACCUGCUUCACUUCCCAAAUCAGGAUCCAGCUCCUCAAAAGAGAAAGCACGUGUCACUGACCGUCAACGCAGGCAACGUAUCGCUGAUAACCUCAAAGCCUUACAUGAAUUGCUUCCAAAUCCAGCAGAGGGAAGUCAAGCAUACAUACUGGACGAUAUUAUUGACUAUGUCAAAUAUUUACAGCUUCAAAUAAAGGAACAAAGUGGAAGUAGAUUGCAAGAAGAAUCAACUGGUAUACCACUAGUUUUUCAUGAGGGUUACGGUCAUUAUAUCAACCAAAAGAUGCUGAAUGAACCCCUUGAGGAGAUAAUGGGGAAACUACUUGAAGAACAUUAUGCAGCAGCUGGUCAGCUACUAGAGAGCAAGGGUCUUUUCCUGCUGCCUAUGGCUUUGGUUGAUGAUUUGAAUGAGGCUAUGCAAACGUUUGGCGAGAGUGCUCUAAAUGCUUGAAGCAAACCAAUUUUCUGGUGCUGUUCCACCUCAGCUUGGAAAACUAAUCAACUUGCAAACCUUUGGAUGAACAAGCUGACAAAAGCACCUUAGCUCCUCCUGAUCUUAGAGUUAAGGAUGAACUAACUCCAGAGCAAGGUGAAUUGAUCAAAAGUUUCUUUAGGAAUAAUUAGUCUGGUCUGGGAAAAACUGAAUGAGGUCAACGGUGAUUCAUCUCCAAUAGAAGUUCUAGACAUUGAAGACAUUAGAACGAAGUGAACUUUUUUUAUUUUAAGUGUUAGUAAAUUUUACAAACUUUCGUACAAUGUAAUGUAGGUUAAUGUUAU
Molecule: messenger RNA, 1561 nt
Organism: Vigna radiata var. radiata (mung bean)
Lineage: Eukaryota; Viridiplantae; Streptophyta; Magnoliopsida; Fabales; Fabaceae
Product: transcription factor bHLH83-like
Exons: 12
Coding region: 234-1235 (333 amino acids)
Biological process (GO): regulation of transcription by RNA polymerase II
Cellular component (GO): nucleus
Molecular function (GO): protein dimerization activity; RNA polymerase II cis-regulatory region sequence-specific DNA binding; DNA-binding transcription factor activity, RNA polymerase II-specific
Source: RefSeq, a predicted model, not a curated record